Syngnathoides biaculeatus (alligator pipefish) is the source of this 4653-nucleotide messenger RNA. It is a transcript of the gene fgf14, whose product is annotated as fibroblast growth factor 14. The coding region runs from base 637 to 1386 and encodes 249 amino acids. Gene Ontology annotation, molecular function: fibroblast growth factor receptor binding; growth factor activity. Gene Ontology annotation, cellular component: cytoplasm. The transcript has 7 exons. Gene Ontology annotation, biological process: cell differentiation; animal organ morphogenesis; positive regulation of protein phosphorylation. The record is from RefSeq and is a predicted model, not a curated record. Lineage: Eukaryota; Metazoa; Chordata; Actinopteri; Syngnathiformes; Syngnathidae.
GGGAGAAGCUUGGCUAACAGUUAGCUUGUCUGCUGACACGUUAACGCUCACCACUUUUCAACGUAACGCGAUCUCCAACAGAAUCCCGACGAGCCCAAAACAACCAGAUGAGAUUGGAGACUGGAUGUGUUCAGAGUGAAAAUGCUGAGUGGCGACUAAGUCUGGGAAACCGCUCGCCAGAGUGGCAGAUGAGGAAGGAAGGAAGGAAGGAAGGAAGGAAGGAAGGAAGGAAGGAAGGAAGGAUUGACGGUCGAGCCCGGCUGGUGAAAGGAAAAGAAGGGAAAUGAAGCGCAUUUGCCUCCCGGCACGCUUCUAGCCGCAACGGGACUUUUUAUUGUCACUCCUUCCCCUCCGCUGUACGUGAUACAUACGGAUACAUUUUUUUAAAUUCCAGGGAGCGUGAGUUCAUCUUCCAGAUUGUUUUUCUGUAUUUUCAUGCGGAAUUACGCACGCCUUCCCGGAUGAUCCGCGCAGUUUUCUUUUCUUGAAAUCAUGUAGUGUUCGCACCGCGGUCGGGUCUUUUGCGCAUUCUCGCCGAUCAGCGACAAAGUGACAUUUGACACUUGAGCUCGCGCCGCCGCCAUGCCGGCCCAGUGACCCCGCGGCGGUCCCUCGCCCACACCGCGGCACCCGGCCAUGGCCGCCGCCAUCGCCAGCGGGCUGAUCCGGCAGAAGCGGCAGGCGCGGGAGCAGCACUUGGACCGGCCCUCCGGCAACCGGCGCCGGAAGAGCCCCAACAAGAACAAGGGGCUGUGCAACGGCAACCUGGUGGACAUCUUCUCGAAAGUGCGCAUCUUUGGCCUCAGGAAGCGCAGACUACGGCGACAAGAUCCCCAGCUCAAGGGCAUAGUGACCAGGUUGUACUGCAGACAGGGCUACUACUUGCAAAUGAAUCCCGAUGGCUCUCUCGACGGCACCAAGGACGACAGCGCGAAUUCCUCUUUGUUCAACCUCAUUCCCGUGGGCCUCCGAGUGGUCGCCAUUCAGUCUGUGAAGACGGGCUUGUACAUCGCCAUGAACGGCGAGGGCCAUCUCUACACAUCCGAGCUCUUCACGGCAGAGUGCAAAUUUAAGGAGUCGGUGUUCGAGAACUACUACGUCAUCUACUCGUCCAUGUUGUACCGACAGCAGGAGUCGGGUCGGGCCUGGUUCCUUGGCCUCAAUAAAGAGGGUCAAACCAUGAAGGGGAACCGAGUGAAGAAAACCAAACCGGCCGCCCACUUCCUGCCCAAGCCAUUAGAAGUCGCCAUGUACCGAGAGCCAUCGCUGCACGACGUCGGCGAGACGGUGCCCAAAGCGGCGGUGCCGGCCGGCAAAAGCACAAGUGAGCCCGUGGUCAUGAACGGAGGCAAACCUGUCAGCAAGCCCGACAAACCCCCAACAUAACCACGCCCCUGCCGACUGAUCGACGGCGGCCCACCUUUUGCCCUUCGCUCGAGCGCCUUUCCUCGACGGAUCUGUCCCGACCUUUCCUCUCUUUCUCCUCUUGCCCCUCCACUUUUGUUUCUGCCUCCCUCAUCUUGGCCCUUUUUCCGGUGGAGGGAUUCUUAGGUGGAGGCUGGGGGCUGGGGGGAAGGUACUGGGAGGGUGCAGGGCGAGUUCCCCAGCCCAGGAAGACAAUGUCGGACUUCUUUGAUCCUGGAAUGCCUUUAAAAAAAUUCCUCUGGAACUGCGAGGUCGUGGUGUGAACGUGUGUUUUGCAGCCACUUUGCUUGCCAUGGGUUCUUUCCAAAAACCUUGUUCCCUUCUUUGAGGCCAGGCCCCAUCGCAGAGGAAGUCUGUGCACCUGCAGACCUAUUUUCUAUACAAUGGUUCACCAGCUAGCGAUAGUGGCUGUAUAGCUAGAGUCAAUAUGUGGACGACUGUCCUCUAUUUUUUAAGAAUAUGUUCCCCUUGCCCCCUUCUCUUUUCUAGAACCAAUCACAGGCUUUCCUCUUUCACCUUUGAAACACACGCAAGUGAAUCUUGGGAUUUUUUUUUUUUUUUUUAGUUCUUACAGCGCUUGCAAUCGUCGUCGUUGAUGGAGUGCUAGUUACCUACCGCCUGCGCAACAAUCAGUGCAACGGGGCAAACGCAUUUGCAAAAAGGCACGUGGGCGACAAAAGCGCAGUGCGGGAAAUGUGUCUACAUAUCGCAAAAGUUCCGCGCCCCACCUUCUCUGGUAAAUCUAUUUUUCUUGAAGUUAAUUUCCGAGCGCGGGCUCUAGGAAUAUUUCUCGGCCUUGUGGGCCUCGGUCGCCGACCUGUUGGACUUCUUGGACCGGGAGACGGUCUGUACCACACGGGAACGCGGCCGCAACGUUGUCAACGCUUGCGGCUGCGUCUGCAGACUAAAGCCUAGGCGAGGUUGAUCUCGUGUUCUGUCUCUGUUGCGGCAACAACGUUACGUAUGUGAUCUUUUCAUUGUGUGAUACAAAGGUACAGGUGGCGAAUGACUUCAAAGAUUAAAAAAAAAAAAAAAAAUUCAACCUAGGUUAUUUAUUAUUCAAGAGAAAUCGUCUCCUAGCUCAGCAUGCAGAGUCCAGUACUGAUCUUUCUGGCCUAUCACGUGCCUGUUUUCAACCUCGAUUUUUUUUUUUUUUUUUUUUUUUUCCCCGGCAUGCAAAAAGCGGUUCCCAGUCACCACUGGGCCAAAGGUGCCUCGCCCGCCCGACCACCCACCCAUUCAUCUAAAGGACACGUAGCAUCGUUAGCAUAGCGAGAAUCUCCCCGCUCACUCUGAGAUGACCAAAGGCUUUUCCCCCGCACCAACCAGGAAGAUUCUUCCAAAAUCCAUCAACGCUUUUCACUGUGAUAGCUUUUUGUUCCCGAUCCCGCCCGAGAUGUCUGCGUGACCGCCGCCCUGCUAUGCUACUCCGUGGAAAGGUCUUAACUUGAUGUCAUUUUGCAGAGCUUUGUCUACCUUCAAUUAGUCACGUGCAUGUACUUUCUGAGGUGUCAGGCUAUACAGUACGUAGUGUAGGACUUGACACGGGCAUGUCACCGGCUAGGGCACCCUCGCGAGCUAAUCUGCACUUUCACUCCGUUACUCUCAUCAUGACUGUUAGCUUAUGAUGACCGAUACGGGACAUUUGUCUCGCUUUGAUCGGGCUUUUCUGACUAGUUUCAGUUCUUUCAUGUUGAGAAAGUUCACAUUUUUACAACGUCGAUCAAGAAUAAGACACGGCCAAUUUGUUAGUAAGAGUUGAUGCAGGAACUGGAACGCAUUGGAAUCGAAUUUGGGACUGUGUGUCUGCGUCAAUUCUCGGUCAUCCGGGUCAUGGUAAUCCACCAAAAAAACGGAGACGGCAAUUGGAGAACUCUUGUUGCCUUCUUUGACUCUUUCCAGACAACUCGACUUCUUGGUUGUUGAACUUCACUUUUGUUCAAGUUUGCAACUAGACAAAUUCUUGGUUGUUCAACAACCAAGAAGAUGCUCAGUUCCCUUGUACUCAACUUUGAAGAAGUUGAAUUUGUCGGUUAUCAAACUUCGAACGAGAGGAGACUAAAUUCUCGGUUGGAGUGGACACUCUUGUUCUCGUUGACUCAAGUUCUAAGGAAACGACAGUCAAAUGUUUUUCAGAACUCGACUUUGACAACUUUAAGACAACCAAGAAUUGAGUUGCCGUCCAUCCAAUUUCCGAGGCUACCGGACUUGUAUUUAACUUCAAAACAAUCGAGAGGUCAACUUUCCUCAUUUUGGACUGUAAAAAAAAUAAAUCAAAUUGACUUCCUCUCGGUGGACUUCAAUCGAACAAAAACAAGUCCGGUUGCCUCGAGUGAAACUUUCAAGGCAAGGCCGGCUUCAAUUUUGCUAACAGCUGCUAUGUGAAGGCGUGUUUGGAUCCUCGUCACAACUUUGAUGUUCCUUCUCCCGAUUUCCCGAUCCGGGUCACGCGUGAUGUCAUUUCCCCUCGCCCGGUUCCGUCCGACGGCGUGUAAACUUGCACGUCCUUGUUUAUUCUGCUCAUUUUGUCCCACUUUUUGCACGGUGGAGAGAAAGGUGUCGACAAACCGCAUGUAACGUACGCCAGCAGUCGGUAUGUGUGGCUCCAAUUUUUUGGGGGGACGACGUAUAUGCAAAAUGUUUGCCGGCACCGUCCACGUUGUUUAUUGUAUACAAUUCUGCAAAUGUAGGACGUAAUACGCAGUAUAGGUUUGCACCUGGAAAGGUAACAAAUGUGCGACUGGGAUGACCGAGGAGUAACACGAACACUGAAAAGAAAAAGUAACUAUAUAUGUAUAAACUAUCAAAGAAUGACUAUUUUCGUAGUAUGACUUUGUUCUCAUAAACCUCUUGUCCAAUACAUUAGGACUUUAUUCCAAUAAUUGUAUUCUUGUAGGAUUAAAACAAUAUUUUGACUUUUCUUCCAAUGUUAUAUUUUGGGUAAGAUAAAAUUCUUGGCUUUUUAUUCUUGUAAUAUUCCAACUUUUCUUUGGGGAAAAAAAAAAAAAAAAAAAACCCAGAACGUACCUGGUGAGAUUCUCGUCCGAUAAUUCUUUUCUUUCUUUUUCAUGUGACUUAAUACACAUCUGAAAGUCUGAUUAUCGGGUCCCUUUCUGAAGUUUAGUGACGAAAGAGUCUGAAAACCUCUCAAACAAUGAGGUACUGUAAUCCCCCAAACUCCGAAAUGAUUUUUGUAAUGGAUGCAAAUCAAAGGGGGCGGGGCCAGCU